AAGAAGAAGAAGAAGAGACGGACCCACACUGUUAAAGCCGCCACGGGUGUUUAUUUAAUGACAAAUUAUACGUUUUGUUUGAGUUUUACUGUUGGACGUUUUAGGCCUUUAUACAUCGGUGGUUUUAGGCACUAGCGACCCGAAAAUGAAACUCGGGGAAUGAUGAUGAUUAUUGUUAUUGUUUUAAAUUGUCGGAACAUUUUCAUCAAAGCUGAAAGAUGAAGAGAAAUGAAUCAACCGAGUUUUCUUCUGAGCGGUUUGAAUAUUUACAGACUCUGGUGACUGAAUUUCAGGACACAGACAGUGAAGAGGCGAAGCAGCAGGUUCUGGCAAACCUCGCCAACUUUUCCUACGACCCAAAGAACACAGAGUACCUCCUGCAGCUGCAGGUGCCAGACCUUUUCCUGGACAUGUUGACUGAGGAGAACGAGGACUUUGUGGAGUUUGGGAUGGGGGGUCUGUGUAACCUCAGCAUGGACCCRGAAUGCAGAGACGUCAUCUUGCAGGGCGACGGCAUCGCCGCAGUGACCAACUGUCUGUCCAAUCGGAGGGAGGAGACGGUGCUGUCCGCCAUCACCACCCUCAUGAACCUCACCACGGCGGCYACGCGCUCUCGGACCACCGAGCCGGGCGUCCUGCAGUGCAUGCUGCGCUUCUCYCUCGCAGAGAGCCCACGCCUGCGCAACCUGGCCUCCGUCUUCCUGCAGGACUGCUGCAGCCAGGAGCAGGUGAGGCGGGCCGAGCGGCAGAUGCAGGGGCCGCAGGCGGCGGUCGGGAUCCCACUGCCCAGAGACUGACGACCCCAAAGGGGCGCUUCGUGACUCGCUUCACAGGUCAGGUCAGGUCUUCAGAGGCGGAGCCAGAAACAGAACUUUAAAGCUCCGGUGACUCAUCCUUUUAAAUACAAAAAGUCAAAGAAAACAUCUUGAUAAUUAACACAUUAUUUUACUCAUUUGGACACAUAACUGGUAUUUUUUAUUUUAAACUUGUCUCAGCAUACAGGAAACAGGAAGUGACAUCAAAGGGGAACUCUUUAAGAAAAC
This is a messenger RNA of Austrofundulus limnaeus, 1043 nucleotides long. RefSeq names its product armadillo repeat containing 7 (gene armc7). The transcript is spliced from 3 exons. NCBI's taxonomy places the organism in Eukaryota, Metazoa, Chordata, Actinopteri, Cyprinodontiformes, Rivulidae. The record is from RefSeq and is a predicted model, not a curated record. Bases 219 to 797 code for a protein of 192 amino acids.